CCCUCCUUUCUCUCUUCUCAAAAUGUCGCCUCCCGCUAAUGUGGUGCAACGUGACGGCGAAUAAAGCGUCACCUUUUAAAGUUCGCUUUCGUCAAACGACGAUUGCAGAGGACAGUGAGGGAAUUUUCGGUGCCUCGCUGUGUCGACAUAAUCGAGGGGGGCUAUCAGCUGUGCCACUGCUGGGCCCAGCGCAUGCGCAUUCGAGGUUUCGACGGCGUCUGAAUGGCCGAAAAUGCAUAAACUGAAGUCGUCCCAAAAGGAGAAAGUCAAGCAGUUCAUCGCGUUCACGCAGACCGGAGAGAAGACGGCGAUCUACUGCCUAGCGCAGCACGACUGGAAACUCGAUGUGGCAUCGGACAAUUUCUUCCAAAAUCCAGACAUGUACUACAGGGAACCCAAAGGAUCGGUCGACAGAAAGAAGCUCGAGCACCUCUUCAACAAAUACAAAGAUCCUCACGAGCCCGAUAAGAUGACUGUCGACGGCAUUAUGCGAUUCCUCGAAGAUUUAGGCCUUAGUCCUGAAAGUAAACUAGUGCUCAUAAUCGCAUGGAAGUUCAAGGCCGUCACGCAGUGUGAAUUCACCAGGGAAGAGUUCAUGACGGGAAUGUCGGAGCUGGGGUGUGACAGCAUCGAGAAGUUGAAAGGCAAGCUAACAGCUCUAGAGCCCGAGCUGAAGGAGCCUCUGAAGUUCAAGGAUUUUUAUAAUUUCACAUUCAACUAUGCCAAGAACCCUGGUCAGAAAGGCUUGGAUCUGGAUAUGGCGAUAGCGUACUGGAACAUCGUGUUUCCGGGGAGGUUCAAAUUUCUCAGCUUGUGGUGUGAUUUUCUGCAGGAACACCACAAAAGGUCCAUACCGAAGGACACUUGGAAUUUGCUCCUAGAUUUCAGUAGUAUGAUAGCAGACGACAUGAGCAACUAUGACGAAGAAGGCGCCUGGCCCGUGCUGAUUGACGACUUUGUGGAAUGGGCGCGGCCGCUCGUCCAAGGCUCCAAGAACAACAGCACCAAGCACCUCCAGUGAUGUGAUCGCCAAGAGAUUCAGCAGUUGUUUCUUUUUUUUUUUCUUCUGUUGGUUUGUGUACACAUUUGUAAAUAGACCAUUGAACAUCUGUGCAACAGUCUGAACGAACUGUUUUUUUUUUCCCCCUCCGAGAGUUGGGCUGUUCUUUUCGCGUGUGACUUUGGCGAGCCAGCGCUUUUUGUUUUUGCUCGGAUUUGCAAUGCUUGUGAAGAUUGGUGCUUGUAGAGGAAUUGCCAGUGUGAUGCGCGGAAGUGUUAAGAAUGAGGUAUAUUUUGCUCUCCGAAACUUGGAACGACUUGGAAAUUAUUUGCAGCACACCACGAAAAGAAAGGUAUGGCCUACAAGGUGCAGUGUGUGUCAUCGUUCUACGUAACUAUACCUAGGUGCUUGUGCUUUGCUGCACUUGCGGGCGGAACUUAGACUCGGGAUUAUUUCGGACGGAACGAAGUCUGCUACCGCGCUGUGGGUUCGCCGAGAGGUGCGUGUGUACACAUGUGAAGCAUGACCCAACUUUUCUGUUUCUGGCUGAGCUUUUAAUAGGUUAUAACAAGAACCAGAACUUGGUGAUUGAUUUUGUCGAUUGAAGCUGAGUUUGGCUUAAAUCUGAAUGUCUUUGUACAACAAAUGACUUCCUUUCUUUUUUUCUUGUGAAGUGGCUCAAGACUGGAAUGUUUGUCUUUCACUUUUUUUUUUUUUUUUU
Molecule: messenger RNA, 1721 nt
Organism: Ixodes scapularis (black-legged tick)
Lineage: Eukaryota; Metazoa; Arthropoda; Arachnida; Ixodida; Ixodidae
Gene: SCCRO
Product: DCN1-like protein 1
Exons: 7
Coding region: 233-1021 (262 amino acids)
Biological process (GO): positive regulation of ubiquitin-protein transferase activity; protein neddylation
Cellular component (GO): ubiquitin ligase complex
Molecular function (GO): cullin family protein binding; ubiquitin conjugating enzyme binding; ubiquitin-like protein binding
Source: RefSeq, a predicted model, not a curated record